AGGUCUAUCUAAAUCAACGUUGAAUCAGAACUAUCAUACUCAAAUCACUCCUCAAUUCACAAUCGCUCAAGUAGAAACGCAGAGAGGAGAUGCGAGGAGAAUGUGGAAACAAGUUAGAGAAAGAGAAACAGGUGUUAUUAACUCUAAAUUAUUCACUCGCCGCGUUAAAUCAGACCGAGUUUCAUCGCUUCAACUCUCCAAUCACAAGGAAAUCGUCUCUGCUCACCGCGGCGCGAUUAAUUCGCUUCAGGUUGAUUUGACAGAGGGGAGAUAUUUGUUAUCGGGCGGGUCCGAUGCAUCAGUUGCUGUUUAUGAUGUUCAGCGUGCAACAGAAUAUGUGGCAGGUGGUUUGGUUGCCAAGCAUAAGAACAUUCUUUUAGUUGAUAAGCAGCAUGAACACGGGCACAAAUAUGCCGUAUCCUCGGCCAUAUGGUAUCCUGUUGACACUGGUCUUUUUGUCACAGGUUCAUAUGAUCAUUUCGUUAAUGUUUGGGACACAAAUACCACACAGGUGGUAAUGAAUUUCAAAAUGCCAGGUAAGGUUUAUAAAACUGCUAUGUCUGCGUUGUCUACGUCACACAUGCUUAUUGCUGUGGGAUCAGAAGAUGUUCAAGUUCGCCUUUGUGAUAUUGCCUCGGGGGCCUUCUCUCAUACAUUGUCCGGUCAUCGAGAUGGAGUAAUGUCAUUGGAGUGGUCUACUUCUAGUGAAUGGGUUCUGCUAACAGGGGGACGUGAUGGUGCUAUACGAUUUUGGGACAUUAGACGGGCCGGUUGUUUUUCUGUUUUAAAUCAGUCUCAUACUCAACUUGGAAGAAGGCCACCUUUCCUACAACGUGUCAGCACUAACAAGGCAUCAACAUCCAAAUCCUCUUUGGCAAGUGUAUCUUCAAAGUCCAAAACAUCGCAAAGGAAACAUGUCAAUGGAAAUGGUUCAAAGCAGAGUUCUGCAGCAAAGAAGAAUGUUAUUCAAGAGAAGGCAUCUGCAGGGAAGAGGCUUCAUCCAGGGUUAAUCUCUAGUCGGGAUCGUUCUACUGCUCAUUAUGGUGCUGUAAUUGGAUUAAAGAUGACGUCAGAUGGACAAUAUUUGCUUAGUGCAGGUUCUGAUUCAAGACUAAGGUUGUGGGACGUGGAAUCCUGCUGCAAUACACUUGUGAACUUUGACAUUGUGCGGCUUCAGACUAGCAAGCCGAUGCAGUUGGCUGUAUCUCCAGAUCCUGACCUUGUUUUUGUUCCAUGCAUGUCAACUGUGAAAGCAUUCAGUAUGUGGUCUGGUCAGACUAUGCUGUCAUUUCGUAACCACUAUGACAAUGUAAAUUCUUGCUGGUACAAUGAGCAGGAUCAGGAGUUGUAUACCGGCGCUAGUGACCGGCAAAUUCUGGUAUGGUCUCCAUUCAAGUCAAAUUUGGAGCAUGAGGGUGUUGCACCUGAUCAAGAUAAUUGGAGUGAUUAAACUCGAUGGACACAGCUGAAAUAGUAUUACAUUCCUUUUAUUUAAUUUAUUAACUUUAAAUGCUUACCUUUUUCCGUAUAUAACCUAAAAAGCCAUGUUUUGAUGGUUUUCUUGUUGCAAAUUGUUUAAAAAUAAUAAAUAAUAUUUCUAAAUACGAUAUUAGUUUCGACUUCAAAUAAUAUUCGCUUUGAUGUACUGAUUUUAAUGA
Molecule: messenger RNA, 1658 nt
Organism: Daucus carota subsp. sativus
Lineage: Eukaryota; Viridiplantae; Streptophyta; Magnoliopsida; Apiales; Apiaceae
Product: WD repeat-containing protein ATCSA-1
Exons: 9
Coding region: 101-1450 (449 amino acids)
Biological process (GO): protein polyubiquitination; proteasome-mediated ubiquitin-dependent protein catabolic process; transcription-coupled nucleotide-excision repair
Cellular component (GO): Cul4A-RING E3 ubiquitin ligase complex; nucleotide-excision repair complex
Molecular function (GO): protein binding
Source: RefSeq, a predicted model, not a curated record